CUCUCUUUUAACCCAAAAAUAUUUGUUUCAUUCUUUGCCUUUGUCGCUUCUCCUUCUUCCUCCUCUUCAUCUUUACACUCAGUAUACUUCUGUUCUGUAAACUGUAGUUGAUAUUGUGUUCUUUUCUGGGGAAGUUUCUAUUUUGUGUCAGCGCACUUUGUUUUUGAGCCUACCAGCUUGCGAGAUCGAGACUUUGAGGUGUUAUUGGUUUAAAAAGAUUAUUAUUUUCACUCCCCAUGCUGUUUAUAAGCAGACCCUUUUAUUAAAGUCUCCAACUUUAUUCAUUAUUGAGGGUGUUCUUUGCUAUUGAUGAGACCAAUAUUUCUCUGAAUUUGAAGCAGUAUUUAUUAGUAGUAGAAUUUUCUGGUUCUUGGGUUUUCUCUGAGUUUAUGUUGGUUUGAUCUUCAAUGGGGAAAGUUAAUGCCUCGUAGUGGUGACUCUGCUGUGUGUGAACAGAGUUAGAGAAGUAUUGAAUGACUUACUGUGAAUCAGUGAGAGUGACUAUUGAUAUUUUUGGGAUCUGAAACUCAAGAGAAUUGAUUGGCUAAACAGUAAAAAGUGGGGCUUUUUCUUUAUCUAUUUCUAUUUUGGGGAAGUGUGAGGAUAGAUUUUUCCAGGAUAUUUUGGUGCUUAAGAUUUUAGCAGUUGUUGGUGAUUUUGGCUGUGGAGGAGUUUUAGCAUCUUCAGAUAAAAUUGAUGGCAUCUGCAGAAAUGGCUGAUCAGGAUCAAAGUGGAGAAAGCGGGGUGGACUCGAUCCGUUCCAGCAGGAACGGAAUUUCAUCAGAUGUGGGAGAAUCAUCAACAAGGAGCAUCCAGCUGAAAGAGCAGGUUGCUUCUGCAGAUGAAUUUGCUCCCAAGGCCAGGAAACCAUACACCAUCUCAAAGCAAAGGGAACGGUGGACAGAAGAAGAGCACAAAAAGUUCCUUGAGGCUAUAAAGCUGUAUGGUAGGGCAUGGAGGCGUAUACAAGAGCAUGUGGGCACAAAAACUGCAGUACAAAUAAGGAGCCAUGCUCAGAAGUUUUUCUCCAAGGUUGUUCGUGAAUCUAAUAAUGGUGAUGCAAGCUCUGUGAAACCCAUAGAGAUCCCUCCUCCUCGACCUAAAAGAAAACCGAUGCACCCUUAUCCACGCAAAUUGGCUACUCCAGUUAAAAGUGGAACCCUAGUUCCUGAGAAAUCGACAAGGUCGAUCUCACCUAAUAUGUCUAUGUCUGAACAAGAGAACCAAUCUCCUACUUCUGUGUUGUCUGCACAUGGUUCGGAUGCACUUGGCACGGCGGAUUCAAGUAAGCGCAGUGGUAGCGCAUCACCUGUUUCACCAGCUGGUGGUGGAAAAUCUGAUGGUUUUGUACUUUCUGAACCGCCCAAUUUCAUCCUACAAGAUAGCUCUUCGCUUGCCCAAGCAAAUGCUAGUACAAAUCCAGAAAACCAAGCUUGCAUGAAACUAGAGUUGCUUCCCCAAGAAGUUAAUUUUGUUAAAGAAGGCUCAGCUGAGACGUCUUCUACUCCACGUCUGAAGCUAUUUGGUAAAACUGUGCUAGUCACUGAAUCUCAGAGACCCCGUCCAACUUCUGGCACGUGCAAAAUAGAGACAAAAGUGAAUGAUGAAGCAGCAUUGCCAACAGCGUCUUGGAACUUAAUGCCAAUGAAAUUUACUGCUUCUGGUUCAGAUUGUGGGUCAAGUACCUUAACUAUGGGAACCUCACCACCAUUUUAUUACUCGCCAUCACAAAAUGAAAACCAAUGGCCUACUGGAUGUGCUUCUGCCACUCUUUUGCCAUGCGGAUCAUCAUGUGCAUCUGUUUCAUUUCCUUGCAUUCAAGUGCUUAAUCCAAUUCCAAUAAAGGGGCGUCCAUUCUUCAAUGACAAUGAUCUGGAAGAUAAACAAAAUCAGAAAGAAGGAUCUUCCACUGGCUCUAACACUGAACCAGUGAGUGCGGAAAUGGGUGGAGAUAAAAAUAUGGAUAUCGAAGCUCAGAGUAGCCAACAUCCACUAGAGAAGGCGAGGGAAGAAUUAUCCUCUAGACCUAGCGAAACCCCUAGCUUGGUGCGAAGAGCAAGUUCCACCAAGCGCGUUAAGGGCUUUGUUCCUUACAAGAGAUGCUUAGCAGAAAGGGGCACCAAUCCCUCAACACUAAGCGGUGAGGAAAGAGAAGAGCAGCGAACCCGCCUUUGCUUGUAGCUGGUUUCCUUCUGAUGUUUGCUUUAGCUCAUUAGCGUAGAUUUUCCAGUAGCAGGGGAGCAUCUGAUUUAGGUUUUGCGAAGUCCUAGAAUUGCAGUUGGGGAUCGUCUGACUCGAUCAGCACCGCUCCAACUGGCUUGGCUGGAAGAGGUUAUAAAGGACCUGAUUGAGAUCACACUUCUUUUGGCUUGGAGAAGAGUCUGAUGUACUUGGUAAUACUCGGUGAAUGCUUAAGAACUGGCCAGCAAACAAAGGGAUCUGAUGCUUGAAUUCUUAAAAAGAAAGGAAGCCUGGUAUGGAUUUUCAUUCUGCUAGAGCAAAGGCACAAAGUCAAGGAGGCUGCUAAGGUUGAGCCUUACUACUUUUAAAGAGUCAUAUUCAAUCACCCCUGAAAUAAAUGUCUGGACGAAGAGAAACAACAUAGUGGCAGAAAAUGUAGCUCUUCCUUGUAGUUUUGGCAGAAGCUGAGAAGCACAUCUUUAGUCUUUCCUAAUUUUCCCCCUCAAUUGUUCAAAUGUGUUCUCAUGAAUUUAAAUAUUGUAACUUCCUGCUCAUGAGCUUCUGCUCUUGUAGAAUUACUAUUGCCAAGUUGCGGAUGCGUCUCAUGUAUGAUUUUUGCCUGUGGAAUUCACUCAUUAUAUAUAGUUGCUGUAUCAGCUGAAACUGUGGAUUGCAAGUGUUCAGCUUCAAGUUUGCUGUGCAAGAGUUGGUUGUCAUUUUGGGGACCAGACCAAGUUAAAGUUUUGCACUCUCUUUUGAACUUCAACGUUUAGGCAAUGAUUGGUAUCAAUCAGUUUUGCUCCAGUUUGUUCACCUUCAUUAAUCAUAACUGCAGAUGUUUUUAGUAGCAGGGUGAGCAUCUGAUUCAGGUCCUGUAUAAUCCUAAAAUAUCAGGGAUCCUAAUUUUGCCAUCAGUUGUUCAAAUCUGUGCUCAUGAACUUAAUCUUGUAGCUUCUCUUAUUGAUGAGCUUUUGCUCUGGUAAUACAACUAUUUCAUUA
This is a messenger RNA of Nicotiana attenuata, 3180 nucleotides long. Its product is annotated as protein REVEILLE 1-like. The transcript is spliced from 6 exons. Lineage: Eukaryota; Viridiplantae; Streptophyta; Magnoliopsida; Solanales; Solanaceae. The record is from RefSeq and is a predicted model, not a curated record. Bases 697 to 2181 code for a protein of 494 amino acids. Gene Ontology annotation, molecular function: DNA binding.